Molecule: messenger RNA, 2337 nt
Organism: Scedosporium apiospermum
Lineage: Eukaryota; Fungi; Ascomycota; Sordariomycetes; Microascales; Microascaceae
Product: Subtilase
Exons: 3
Coding region: 1-2337 (778 amino acids)
Biological process (GO): proteolysis
Cellular component (GO): cytosol; cell wall; membrane
Molecular function (GO): serine-type endopeptidase activity; tripeptidyl-peptidase activity
Source: RefSeq, a predicted model, not a curated record
AUGGCUCGAGUGAGAACCGCCCUUACGGCGCUAGUCGCGGUCGCUGCUGCUGUGUCCGGUGCAGCGGCACAGGCCGCAGGUGGCAAUGCUGUAGCGGUCAUGGAGAACAAACACGUCCAGGGUGCAUACAUUGUCGAGCUCGAGGAGAACGAGAAUGACAAGAUAUUCUUGAACAAGGUUGCCUCAAAUGAUCGUUGUCAGAGUGUCCAGCACCGCAGGACUUUCAAGUCUAGCAUCUUCCGCGGUGUGUCAAUCGAUCUUAACGCUUCUGAUGGAGACAUCGAAGGUCUUGCCAGGAACAUCACCAAGCUGCCGGGAGUCAAGCAGUUGUGGCCUGUAUCGCUAAUUCCUGCACCUAACGCCGAGAUAUCUUGGACUGCCGAAGGCAUGCCUCUGUCGGAGGUCAGACGACGUGCAGAGGAAGACACAUUUACUCCGCACGUAAUGACUCAGGUCGACAAGCUGCGUGCCGAAGGCUAUACCGGCGCUGGAUACCGCAUCGGCAUCGUUGAUACAGGUGUUGACUAUAAGCACCCUGCUCUCGGCGGUUGUUUUGGCGAGGGCUGCCUCAUAGAAUAUGGCGCAGACCUCGCUGGAGAUGACUUCAACGGUUAUAACACGCCAAUCCCUGAUUCUGACCCCUGGGAGGAAUGUAGCGGUCAUGGCUCGCAUGUUUCGGGUAUUAUUGCAGCUAUGGAAAACCCGCUGGGAUUUACUGGUGCUGCUCCCGACGUUAAGCUCGGCAUGUAUCGGGUAUUCGGCUGCCACGAUUAUAGCAGUGAGGACCUCUUUGUGGCUGGUAUUCUCCAGGCAUUUGAAGAUGGGAGUGACAUUAUCACUGGCUCUAUCGGCAUCGUGAAUGGCUGGAGCGACCAGGCCCUGGCUGUCAUCGUCUCGCGCAUCGUGGCAGCCGGCGUGCCAUGCAUCUUUGCCGCCGGUAACGAUGGGGCCCCUACAGCGUUUUCAGUCGCUUCGCCUUCUUCGGGGCGGGGUGUCUUCUCUAUCUCAUCUUUCGACAGUCUUACUAUCCCCUCCUACGACAAUGACACCGGGGUGGUAACCUAUACAAAUAACACCUCAGGGGGCGGUGCAAGUUACUUCACCUCGUGGGGACCCAGCUAUGAACUUGAGAUGAAGCCACAAUUCGGCACACCUGGAGGCAAUAUUCUUUCAACCCUGCCGCUAUCUCAAGGUGGAUAUGGUGUUAUGUCUGGUACAUCCAUGGCAACUCCACUUGCAGCUGCUAUAGUUGCGCUGGUGUCACAGGCUCGAGGUACCAAAGACCCGGAAACCCUUGGCAAGCUGUUGUCUGCAACAGCAAAACGCACACUCGAUUACAGUUUUAAUGAUGGCUACCACUAUUCGCCUAUACCCCAGGUUGGAGCUGGAAUGUUGCAAGCGUAUGACGCAGUGCAUGCCGAGGUGCUUUUCAGCGUACAGAGUCUAUCACUCAACGACACAGAGCACUUCGUGCCCCAGGCAACAUUCUUUGUUGAAAACACCGGGAAGUCGACGGCGACAUAUAAUUUGUCUCACACACCAGCUCUAUCGGUUGAUACAACAUGGCCUAUAUACCGCAUGUCAAACCCUGAUAGACAUCAGAUCUUUGCGAGCUUGAGUUUUGAACCUUCGUCAUUUUCCCUCAAGCCUGGCUCUAGGGCCAUCGUCACUGUUACUGUCGGUUUACCAGAUGGCCUUGAUCCAACCUUACUGCCUUUGUAUUCCGGUUGGAUCGACCUAAACACUGUCACGGGCGGGAGCGAGCCGGCUAGAACUGCUUCUAUUCCCUAUAUUGGUGCCGCAGGUGCGAUGAGGGCAGCCGUGGUCUUCCCUACAGAGCGUAAUGAUACCAUCUAUGUCUCUCGCAGCGACUGGCAAGAAGCCGCCUGGCCGGUCGCCAAUCGUACUACGUUCCAAUUAUAUGUGCCCGAUGAGCACCCUGAAUGGGCCCGGCCCGUCCGCAAUACUACUGAUACGAUGACCCCUCCCGGAGUUGGCCCCAUGCUGUCGAUGUGGCUUACCUUCGGCAGCCCGGAGACGCGUUUGGAGAUUACGCCACUGAAUGUCUGUGUAGAUCCAGGGUUCCAAGCUAUUAAAGAUAAUGGGUUGGGCUUACAGACACUAGGAAAUAUCCUUGGCUACCCAAUUUACGAAAAUGCGGCAACUGGUUGGUACGAGAGCUGGUUUGGUCAGUUAGCCAACGGACAGUGGGUGCCACCUGGACGGUACCGCCUAAGUGUUUUCGCCUUAAGGGUUUAUGGUGACAGGGACAAUCUCUCAGAUUAUGACCGCUAUGAAAGUAUCGAGUUCCGUAUUCGAUAUGUUAAUCGAGAGUAG